Molecule: messenger RNA, 2461 nt
Organism: Phacochoerus africanus (Common warthog)
Lineage: Eukaryota; Metazoa; Chordata; Mammalia; Artiodactyla; Suidae
Product: KIAA1191 ortholog
Exons: 9
Coding region: 712-1629 (305 amino acids)
Cellular component (GO): cytoplasm
Source: RefSeq, a predicted model, not a curated record
CGGGUCUUGGGCCUCGCGGCCCCUCUUCCUUCUCCCCUUACCGGGGUUCAGAUCUUGGCCGGAUCACUGCGUGCCUCUCUCGCCCCGCCUUUUGUGGUCCCCUGUGGGUUUCGCUCUGAUACCCAGGCAGCCCCGGCACUUGGCCUAGCCCCGACUUCACUGGGCCAGCCUAGUCCUGGACCCUCGCUCCUCGCCUUCACGUCUGAAGCCUCCUACUUGCCCUGCCCUGGGGAACCUUCGGCGUGGGCCAGGCCCCGACUAAUCUGUUUAGUCUUUCUUAGCCUCGCCGGGUGAAGAGGCGGUUGACUCAGCCCAGGCCUUUCACAUCCUGGUGUCAUUGUCCUGUAUCUUGUGAAGGGGAAGGAGGGGGGAGAUUGGCACCGCGAAAUGGAAAGGGAGGUUCGGGGUCGGAAUGUUGCCCGAACCCGGAGGGUGGCCAGACUUUGGUUUCUACGAUGCCCUUUGAUGAAGAACUAACGGAUUUUCUGACUGGAGCUCCGUCAGGAUAGACGGGGCAGUGUAGCAAGUUGAAAAGCAAGACCUCUGGAAUGGAUGGACUCUUCCCGAGCAGCUUGGCUAAUUUGCAGCAGCUGGACAAUGUUCCUCUUUAAUAUCUGUCUGUCAGCAUAACCAUCACAUCGUUUCACUUUGGUGGCAGGGACUCACAACUCCGAAUUCUGUAUAGAAAAGCACCUGGAUCCCAGUCUUACAAUGGCUUCAAGACAACCAGAAGUGCCUGCUCUUGAGCCUAGUGGGCCUCUAGGCAAGAUGUCCCUGCCCAUCGGGAUGUACCGCCGGGCAUUCAGCUAUGAUGAUGCCCUCGAGGACCCUGCGCCCAUGACUCCUCCUCCAUCGGACAUGGGCAGCAUCCCCUGGAAGCCAGUGAUUCCAGAGCGCAAGUAUCAGCACCUCGCCAAGGUGGAGGAAGGGGAUGCCAGCGCCUCCUCCCCUGCUGUACCCCUGCCACCGGCCACUGACAGUGCAGACAAGGUCCCUGUGGUGAAGGCUAAAGCUACCCAUGUCAUCAUGAGUUCUCUGAUCACAAAACAGACCCAAGAGAGCAUUCAGCGUUUUGAGCAACAGGCAGGGCUGAGAGAUGCUGGCUACACACCCCACAAGGGCCUUACCACCGAGGAGACCAACUACCUUCGAGUGGCAGAAGCGCUCCACAAACUAAAGCUGCAGAGUGGAGAGAUAACAAGAGAGGAGAAGCAGCCGGCCUCCACCCAGUCCACCCCAAGCAGCAGCCCUCACUCUUCCCCAAAGCAGAAGUCCCGAGGCUGGUUCACUUCUGGUUCUUCCAUAGCCUUACCUGGUCCCAAUCUUAGCGCCAUGGAUUCUGGAAGCGGGGAUAAAGACAGAAGCUCAGCAGAUAAGUGGGGUCUCUUUGCACCAAGAUCCCUCCAGAAGUCGGAUUCAGGAAGUUUUGCCACUCAGGUGUACAGAGGAGCCCAGAAACCUUCUCCAAUGGAACUGAUUCGUGUGCAGGCCACCCGAAUGGCUGAGGACCCAGCAACAUUCCAGCCGCCCAAGAUGGACAUCCCAGUGAUAGAAGGGAAGAAACAGCUGCCUCGGACCCACAAUCUCAAACCCCGGGACUUGAAUGUUCUCACGCCCACUGGCUUCUAGAGCCAUCUGUUCCAGGGACUCUGGCUAGAGCGUGUUUUGCGCCCCGCUCCCUUUACCUUGGCUCUGACAUAGGAAAGGUUUUGUUUUGUCUUUUUAAAAAUCUCUCAAAUGGAGGCUGGAGCUGGAGACAUAAUUGGUCUUUGAGAAACAUUGUGCAAAGCUUGUCCUUGUGUGGAAGAAGCCAUCUCGUAUCGCUUUAGUGUAGACAAAAUAAUGUCAGCAGGUGUACGGGGACCUCGUUACUUAUUUUUGGUAUCCUUUAUAUACACAGAACAAAUGAUGUUUGUGUUGGUCCAAAACCAAGGCUUCUUGAUUCCUUUGCCACACUCCAUGUGAGCAUGGACACAUGGGGGCCUUCACUGACUAGGGUAGACGACUUUGGCCUUCCUGGCUGUGCUGGCACUGUGUGCUCCAGCCUUGCUAGUGAGGGGGACCCGAGAUCUGUUGAGGUCUGAGUACACUUAAGAGGGAGACUUGGCAGGGAUCCUCUUUUCUGAGCUGAAACUGGAGUCUGUGCUUUUAGGAAGAUGCUGAGGAUCACGUGGUUCUGUGGCCAGUACCUAGUGCAGUAGCUCUUAGGCCAGUGCUGUUGGAGGGAUGCUUCUCUUUUAUGUGUCACUGAACAAAACGCUAGUCCUAUAUCCUUUGUUGCACUUUAAGGUGAGAUUAGUUUAACUCAUUUGGUCGAAGACUUCCUAAGGGAGAAAAUUCAGUCUACUGGUUUGGUAAUAGAUAGAUGGGUAUUAAACUUUCUGCAAACUAUUGCCUUUGGAAGCAAACUGUUGCCUUUGGAAUAGAUAAGCAAUGAGAUCUUGCUGUGUAGCACUGGGAU